ACUUCCUCUCGUCUCGAGGAGGAUGAAAAGUUGAACACUACAGUUGUCUAUCAUAAUCAAGGUUUUCACAAGUUAUUUUCUGUAGCUGAUCACCAACAGGACACAUUGCAGGUUGUUACAUUCAGGAACAAAUACCCGAAAAUCUCACAGCGGCUGAAUGAAUGCGAGGGCAAAGAUGAAGGCCGUUGUUGGGCUCUUACUGAUGUUGCUCCGAGGCUCUCGUGGUAUAGAAUCUUCCUGUGAUGGCAGACAGGAUGAAACUCAAUGUUAUGGAGCUUUGGGAGGUGCAGUGGACCUCCUGCUGGUGGACAACGUCUCAGUAAUUCCCAGAUUCAACUGGAAAAAGAACAGCUCAACAAUACUCAGGUGGAGAAACAACAGCAUUGCAAAUAAUACAAAAGAGAGUAGAUUUCUCUUUUUUCCCAGUAAUGGAACAGUUAGAAUCAGUAACCUGAUCAGGACUGACAGCGGUGAAUAUAUACUUGAACUCUUUGAUAAAGAUGGAAAGUCAACAGGAUGGAGAACUCUGCAGCUGUUUGUUCAAGCUCUUGUGUCCUCUGUCCAGCUGGUCCCAGAGUGUUUGUCCCAGGGACAGAUGAAGGUGUCCUGUCGCUCUGAAGCAGACAGUCUUCAGUACAAUUGGACACUGGAUGGACACAUACUGACAGACUCUGAGCUCUUCUCUAGAAAUACUGAGUCUAACAUCAUCGUUCUGAGACAGAACAUCUCAGGACGUCUGGUCUGCUCAGUCAGGAACCAAGUCAGUCAUUCCCUCAACGAGACGAUCAUAUCUGGCUGUGGCUUCAUAUUCAUUAACUGCAUCUCCAAUGGGACACAAAUUGCUAAGUGGGUGUAUAAAGAAAAUAACACCCUGUGUGUUGAACCAACAACAGUCCCUCCAGCAGUUAAACACACUAGUGUGGGUAAGAAUACACAGUCAAAUACCUCUCCUACCAGUCCUGACAGCAAUGAUCAACUUUGGUACAUUAAGCUGUUGCCAGUAAUGGCUGGUGUACUCGCAGCAUUGGUAAUUGUCUUAGUAGUUGGCAUAGCAUUCAUUUGUGCUCACAAGAAGAAGAAAACAACCAAAGUGGAGGAAGAUGACCAGGACGUGACCUAUGUUGAUGUCAGGAUUGUGAAAAAGCGGGAAAGGAAAGUGGAGGUCAAUGUGGCUGAUGUGGAGUACGGCCAGGUCAUGUUUUCAAAAAGACCAAAAUCAAGACUAGACAAGCCUAACCCAACAAUGGACGAUACUGUGUAUGCACAAGUACGCAAAGGCAGGUGAUUUGUAAUGUCUAACAAGGCUAUUUUCACACAUUUACAAAGACCGCACUAUGAAAGAGUGAUUGAGAGAGAGGUAAGGUUGCUAAAGGCUUUCAUUUAGAGUGAUUUCUUGAUAAAGAUGCAGCUCACAGGUCCAUGUAUGGAGGCUAACGCGGCUGUCCCCGUUUCCGUUCCUGGCUUAAGCCAUAUACUUUAUGUCCCCUUUUUGUGUCUACUAUAAUGUUAAAUAAAGGACAGUGCCACAAAAAAACCUUUAGAAAAGCCAGUCAUUACAGCUAAAGCUUGCUGUGCUGCUUCUUUUUCAAUUAUUGUUGCAGUUUUAAAUUAUUCAAGUGAUACCUGCUUCUAGAUAACAUGAAGUCAGUUUUGUGAACUACAACCUGUAAAAAAAUAUUUUUUUCAGUUCAUAACUUAAAAAUAUAUAGGUACAUUAAUAUUUUAUUGUAACUGAAAAGCUGAAAUACUGUUAAAAAUAGCUGUAUGUCAGUUUAAUAAAUUACAGUAUUUUCAUAAAUACCA
Girardinichthys multiradiatus is the source of this 1803-nucleotide messenger RNA. RefSeq lists its product as uncharacterized. The record is from RefSeq and is a predicted model, not a curated record. The transcript is spliced from 6 exons. Lineage: Eukaryota; Metazoa; Chordata; Actinopteri; Cyprinodontiformes; Goodeidae. The coding region runs from base 158 to 1285 and encodes 375 amino acids.